CCGUCCUCCGCCCGGCCCGUCCUCGGGGGGCGGCCCGCGCCAUGUCCUCCUGAACGCCCCGCAGGCCGGCCCCGGGGCCCCAUGGCGGCCGGCGUGGCCACCUGGCUGCCCUUCGCCCGGGCCGCGGCCGUGGGCUGGCUCCCGCUGGCCAAGCAGCCGCUGCCGGUGGCCCCCCGGGGACGGGAGGCCCGGAGCGACGAGCUCCUGGUGGUCAACGUGAGCGGGAGGCGCUUCCAGACCUGGAAGAACACGCUGGACCGCUACCCGGACACCCUGCUGGGCAGCUCGGAGAAGGAGUUCUUCUUCGACCAGGACUCGGGGGAGUACUUCUUCGACCGGGACCCGGACAUGUUCCGCCACGUGCUCAACUUCUACCGGACGGGCCGGCUCCACUGCCCGCGGCACGAGUGCAUCCAGGCCUUCGACGAGGAGCUGGCCUUCUACGGCAUCAUCCCGGAGCUGAUCGGCGACUGCUGCCUGGAGGAGUACCGGGACCGCAAGAAGGAGAACGCCGAGCGGCUGGCUGACGACGAGGAGGCCGAGCAGGCCUCGGACGCGGCCCUGCCGGCCGACAGCUCCUUCCGCCAGCGGCUGUGGCGGGCCUUCGAGAACCCGCACACCAGCACCAUGGCCCUGGUCUUCUACUACGUCACCGGCUUCUUCAUCGCCGUGUCCGUCAUCGCCAACGUGGUGGAGACCAUCCCCUGCCGGGCGCCCCCGGGCCGGCGGCGGGAGCAGCCCUGCGGGGAGCGCUUCCCGCUGGCCUUCUUCUGCAUGGACACGGCCUGCGUGCUCAUCUUCACGGGCGAGUACCUGCUGCGCCUCUUCGCCGCCCCCAGCCGCUGCCGCUUCCUGCGCAGCGUCAUGAGCAUCAUCGACGUGGUGGCCAUCCUGCCCUACUACAUCGGACUGGCCAUGCCCGACAACGAGGACGUCAGCGGCGCCUUCGUCACCCUGCGGGUCUUCCGGGUCUUCCGCAUCUUCAAGUUCUCCCGCCACUCUCAGGGCCUGCGCAUCCUGGGCUACACGCUCAAGAGCUGCGCCUCCGAGCUGGGCUUCCUGCUCUUCUCCCUCACCAUGGCCAUCAUCAUCUUCGCCACCGUCAUGUUCUACGCGGAGAAGGGCACCAGCAAGACCAAUUUCACCAGCAUCCCCGCCGCCUUCUGGUACACCAUCGUCACCAUGACGACGCUGGGGUAUGGUGACAUGGUCCCCAGCACCAUCGCUGGCAAGAUCUUUGGUUCCAUCUGCUCUCUGAGUGGCGUUCUCGUCAUCGCCCUGCCUGUGCCCGUCAUCGUCUCCAACUUCAGCCGCAUCUACCACCAGAACCAGCGGGCGGACAAGCGCCGGGCGCAGCAGAAAGUGCGCCUGGCCCGAAUCCGACUGGCAAAGAGUGGAACCACCAACGCCUUCCUGCAGUACAAGCAGAAUGGGGGGCUGGAGGACCACAGUGCCGAGGGACAGGCCCUGUGCGUCAGGAACCGCUCUGCGUUUGAACAGCAGCAUCACCAUCUGCUGCACUGCCUGGAGAAAACCACGUGCCAUGAGUUCACCGAUGAGCUGACCUUCGGCGAGGCGCUGGGGGUGAUGUCCCUGGGGGGCCGCACGAGCCGGAGUACCUCCGUGUCGUCCCAGCCUGGGGCGGGCGCCGGAGGAGGCCUGCCCUGCUCUUGCUGUCCCCGCCGGGCUAAGCGUCGCGCCAUCCGCCUCGCCAACUCCACCGCUUCGGUCAGCCGGGGCAGCAUGCAGGAGCUGGACGACCUGGCCGGACCCCCGGGCUCUGGACCCCAGAGCCGCUCUCGUCUCAACGCCAGGCCCCACGACAGCCUGAAGCUGAACUGUGACAGCGGGGAUCUAACGGCCGCCAUCAUCAGCAUCCCCACACCGCCUGCCAACACCCCGGACGAGAGCCAGCCCCCGUCUCCCGGCUCUGCUCCUCGCCCGGGGGGGACCCUCAGGAACUCCAGCCUGGCCCCCUCCUUCCUCCUCCACGAGACCGUCAAGAUCUCCUCCCUGUAAGGGGGACCCGGAUCCACGUUCCCCUCCGACCCGACCCCCGUCCAGUCCUCCAUUCGUUAGGUUUGGGGUGUCGGCUGGCCUUCCGGGGAGGCGUGGGGUCAAAUGCCGUGGAUUCCCCCCUCCCCGCUCAACUCCUUCCUGUUUCAUUUCCAAAGCCAUAUGGGGAGGGGGGCGGAGCACAGGUAUCGGGACCCUCCCCCGCCACUAGCUAUGCAAUAGGGACACAAGGAGAAGGCUCCUCCCGGAGAUACAGCACUGGGGGGUGGGCGCCGUGGGAUGGGGGAGGCUAGCUGCAGAAGGAAGGCCUCUCACCUCCCUCCCAUCCCUUCUCCAGUCUUCCAGCUGUGGUCUCCUUAGGAGAGAGCCCAGGCACUACGGAGCCAUAACCAACAUCAAGGAGGAGAUGGGGUUCACAUGUCCGCCUCCCCUCCCUUCAGCUUUAGCUCAGAGGUACUCCCGGAGUGGAGGGGCAACGUUGCCGUUGGAGCGUGGAGCGCGGGUGGUGGUCUGGGGCUGCGGAGAGCGGGAGCAGCACCGAGAACAGCUCGGGAUGCUGCCUUUACCUGCCUCGGAGUUCUCGCCUCCUUCCGGGCCACAGAUCGCCUCCUCUCCCUCCCUCCCUCAACAGCCUCCAGUGCAUCCAGUGUAUCCAUUCCAGCCAGAAGGCUAGCAGUAUGGGUCCCUUCCUCGCUGUGGACCAUCCUUGUCUCAGCACCUCUUGCCGCCCACGGUACCCUGGGCCUCCCCUCCCACUCCCGACUAAGGCUCCGGGGGGACCCGACGAGGACGAAGCGGGGGGGGUCAGACCUUCUGAGAGGAACCCAGGUCCGAGAGCAAGGCGAACGGGGCCUCGAGGAAGGGUGGGGGCGUGGAGCCGGGAGGGGGCAACGGGGCAGAACCGCCGAGACACGGCAGCCAGGCUAGUCAGCUGCAAUCCUAGAGAAAUCCUGACCCCUCCGAGGGGUCACCGGGGCUGGCGAGAGUCCUUAACCUGACCCCUGAGGCUCCCCCAAGUCUCAUCUCAGGAGGUGUUGGGAGAGAAGACGGGGGUCCAACCCUUCGGCCCCCCCCAAAUCUCGAGAGGUCACCUCCCGAUGGUGACCCUCGUUCACUACUGCAUGGCACAAUAUAACAUUAACCCCUGGGCACCCCCAACCCCUCUGGAGAAAUGGUUCCCGAGGGGCUCCGGGCAGAUUGUGAAUGAACUUCCAGGGGAGUUGGGCCACCCCGCCACAAAGCCCUUGGGGAAGCAAGAGGAGACCCUCCGUCUCCUCCAACUUCGGAUAGCACAAAUCCCGGGACUUGUAUCGGUGGGAUCGAGGCACAUCUCCCUUUCCCUCGGAGAGAGGUUCUCCGCCGGGCUCCCUUACCCUUCGAACCCCGACUUCGUGCAAACUCAACCACUAUCUCUAAGGUGUUAUGCAAGGUCCUCCAUCUCCCUGAUGCUGUUUCGGCUUCCUUGAGGCAAAAUCAAGGAUGGAGGUCGGGGGACGUCUCUCUUUUAUGCGCUUUCCCUUUCUUUUCCACCUACAAUGACGGGGACUGCUCUGGAGCCAGGUAAGGAAGCUGGGUUGGGAGCCUGAAAGUCAAGAUUCUUCUGAUGUGAGCUAAGGGCAAAUGACAGGCAAGGCCCGGAAGGGCAAAUAAUACUAACAAUAAUGUUGGUAUCUGUUAAGCGCUUACUAUGUGCAGAGCACCGUUCUAAGCGCUGGGGUAGA
Ornithorhynchus anatinus (platypus) is the source of this 3737-nucleotide messenger RNA. RefSeq names its product potassium voltage-gated channel subfamily D member 1 (gene KCND1). Gene Ontology annotation, molecular function: protein binding; A-type (transient outward) potassium channel activity. The transcript has 6 exons. Gene Ontology annotation, cellular component: membrane; voltage-gated potassium channel complex. The coding region runs from base 82 to 2019 and encodes 645 amino acids. Lineage: Eukaryota; Metazoa; Chordata; Mammalia; Monotremata; Ornithorhynchidae. The record is from RefSeq and is a predicted model, not a curated record. Gene Ontology annotation, biological process: potassium ion transmembrane transport; protein homooligomerization.